Molecule: messenger RNA, 2555 nt
Organism: Rhopalosiphum maidis (corn leaf aphid)
Lineage: Eukaryota; Metazoa; Arthropoda; Insecta; Hemiptera; Aphididae
Exons: 7
Coding region: 114-1424 (436 amino acids)
Biological process (GO): regulation of transcription by RNA polymerase II; anterior/posterior pattern specification; regulation of neurogenesis
Cellular component (GO): nucleus
Molecular function (GO): RNA polymerase II cis-regulatory region sequence-specific DNA binding; DNA-binding transcription factor activity, RNA polymerase II-specific; protein dimerization activity
Source: RefSeq, a predicted model, not a curated record
CACGUUUCUGUGGUAUGUGUGCGUGUGUGUGUGCGUGUGUGCGUGCGUGCGUGUGUGUGUGAUAUGAGCAAUAAUUACACUACCCUCACGAAAAAUAUAAUUUGAACAAAUUGAUGAGUAGCAUGGAUCCUUGGCAUUCGUCCAGAUUAAAUCCAGAUUCGAAUUAUGAAAGAAGCAUCAACCUCGACGCAAGUGGAAUGAACCAAAGCGAUGACGGGGAAUGUAAAUCGUUUAAUAAAAAAAAACCAUCUCGAGUGUCGAUGGUGUCGGACAUGAUAAUAACGCACCACGAAAACGCCAUGAAGGACAGACUGUCCGGAAAAUCACAUACCGUUUCAAUGCAAAUGGCACCACACAUGAAUACGGAGCAAUGCAAUAAUCUCGAAGGGGAAAUGCAACAGCUCACCGAGAGAACUGGAUCACACCGAAAUCAGGCGAAGAAUAUUACCAAAGAGGACCCAAUGUCACAUCGUAUAAUAGAAAAACGGCGACGCGAUCGAAUGAAUAAUUGUCUAGCUGAUUUGUCACGGCUCAUACCAGCCGAAUACAUGAAAAAAGGUAGAGGCCGAGUUGAAAAAACCGAAAUAAUUGAAAUGGCAAUCAAACACAUGAAAUAUCUCCAAUCUAACGUCUGCUCGACGGGUAAGGCACCAUGUAGUACAGAGGAAUCUACGGAACCAGUGGAAAUUGAAAAGUCAGAAAAUUCCACCUCGGAAGAACCCGAUAACUCCCCUUUGAUGGCAGACCAGUACAAGAUGGGGUUUUUGGAAUGUCUAACAGAGACUAUGCAGUAUCUUGUCGAGGGACACGGGUAUCCGCCCAACCACGGAUUGUGCUUGUCGCUCAUCAACCACUUGCAACAACAUUGUGCUCAAAUCGUCAAAGGAAAACAAGUGAUCCAUGACGUGAUGAAACAAGAGGUUAUACUAGAAGUGAACAAAUUCAACGCAAACGUGCUAACAUACCUGGACGGGGACGGGGCCUACGAUGAGAGCGGUCAACAAAAAAAUUCUUCAAAGAACUCAAAGUCUCAUACGUCAGUUAAUACGUCAUACGAUCAGACACUAACGGACAGGUGCAGUAUGUCGUUCACAACAGACUCGUAUUCAUCCAGCGGGUCUAUGUACAAGUUCAAGACGGAUAUCAAACAGCGUUUCAGCGCCGAGAACAGUGGCGAGGACCUGGCCGAUUACUAUGUGCCCGCAAAGAAACGAUGCCGGAAAGAAUCGUCCGACUGUACUGAAGAUAGACAAGAGGUGCCGAUAUUCGCGCUGCACGCCAACGGGUCAUAUUAUAUACCACUAACAGUCAGUAGGGACAUCAUACCACCCGUCUUGGACCAAGCGCUGACCGAAAACCGUUCGUCGGUCAUCGUUCACCCGAUAUCGAUUUCGGUCAACUUCCAAGCGACUAAUCAGUUUUGAAUAAUGGCGUAAUCCAGACUAGCGGUCGGAUCACGACACCAAUACAAUGCGGGGACGGGGUUGUCGACUAUACUAUACCAAUACAACAAAUAACGACGUAUUGGAACAACAUUGUACAUGUCCUCAGCCAUAAUAUAUGUUUCGCGAUUUUUGUGUUCUCAGUGCAGCUUAUUAUAGGUACACGUGCGGGUUUGUUUUAUUCAUAUAAUACAUCUUGGGUUGUGAAACUCGUCCAAAAAUAUCGUAUAGCCACACUUGGGUAGAAAAUCGAUCAUAACAAUUAUAAUUUUAUAUUAUACAUAAUGGCUUAUUUUUUACGAUUCUGAAUAGUUUAAUAUUUCAAAUCGAAAACUACGAAUCAAUGAGUGAAUAAUAUUAUAAUUUGAAUUCAAUAGACGUUACAUAUAUAUGAAUACAUAGGUACCUAAUUAUUUUUAUCAAUGUUAACGCUCAGAAUAAAAAAUACUUCAAAUUUUCAAUAAAUGAAAAAUUGUCAAGAACCUCUAGAUCCCUGUUUCUUCCUGUUGCGGCAAUAUGUACCCAGACGCGCCAUCGCCUGUGUCUUGAGAAUAUGACCAUGGACCGUCAUCUUAACAUUAAUCAAUAUAUUGUCGGUGUCGUGGUACCAUUAUAAAUCUGUAUGUAACUUUGUAUGUUACUUUUUAAGUGUAUAAUAAAUAUAAUGAUUAUAUUAUUACCAUUAAUUAUUUAAGCAUUUCCUACUUUCCUAUACAGUUAUUGUAAUUUUUUUUUGUAAAACUUAAGUUUCAUUUUUUUUUUCAUAAAAUAUUAUUAUGUGUAUGUAUUGAAAAUUGAAAUCAAUAAAUUUAAUAUAGAUUGUUUAAUAAUUUGAUAAGUAUACAAAUAAAAAUAUAAUAUGACUACUUAAGUGUCAGUCCACACUAUCCAUUUUCAUCGGUCUGUCUGUAACCAGUGAAAAUAUACAUAAUUUUUUAUCUUAUCAAUCACUUUUAUUUUAAUAAUAUCAAUAGUAUCUUCAACAUAGAUAAUAAUGGGCAUAACACGUUUCUAUCAAAAGUGUACCUUUCCCUUUUCCAAUACUAGUUUCCACCAAAUGAGAUAUUGACCAUCUUUUAAUCAAAAAAAUGUCUAUACCAUUAAAAAAUUUAA